Molecule: messenger RNA, 1159 nt
Organism: Tetranychus urticae (two-spotted spider mite)
Lineage: Eukaryota; Metazoa; Arthropoda; Arachnida; Trombidiformes; Tetranychidae
Gene: Snx3
Product: sorting nexin 3
Biological process (GO): endocytic recycling; late endosome to Golgi transport
Cellular component (GO): retromer complex; early endosome membrane
Molecular function (GO): phosphatidylinositol-3-phosphate binding
Source: RefSeq, a predicted model, not a curated record
CAGCAGUUGUCUAUGAAUUAUAAAUUUUUCUUUUAAUUGGUUUGUCACUAACUCUGUUCAAUUUUUUUAAAUUGCCGUUUAUUUGUUGUUUCUUAUUCAUUUACUUUUAAUCGAAUUGGUCUAACCUUGUUGCAAUUUAUAUUGUUAUUUUAUUCUAUUUCAUUUUAUUACUCUUUAUUGUGAGUCUUGUGCUUAUCCAUCUCUUUCUCUCAACAAAAUCCAUCAUAAACCUGAAUUUCUCGCCUUUUCCUUCAUUUGACUUGGUGGAAUAUACACAAGGUUGUCAAGUAAGAAACAGUCGCUGUUGAAGCAAUGAGCAAGACAACUAAUGGUGAGGGUCCAACACAAGAAUCAACUCGUCGAUUGACCAUUAAAAAGCAAACUCUGGAUGAUGCCUAUGCUGCUCCAGCUAACUUUCUUGAGAUAGAUGUUGUCAAUCCAGUAACUCAUGGCGUUGCAAGAAAUCGUUAUACAGAUUAUGAGGUUCGCCUUAGAACCAACUUACCCAUAUUUAAAUUAAAAGAAUCAAGCGUACGCCGACGUUACAGUGAUUUUGAGUGGCUUCGAAAUGAAUUGGAACGCGAUAGUAAAAUAAUGGUACCUCCAUUACCUGGUAAAGCAUGGAAGCGUCUGAUGCCUUUCCGAGGUGAUGAUGGCAUUUAUGAAGAAGAUUUUAUUGAAGAGAGAAGGAAAGGACUUGAAUCAUUCAUCAACAAAGUUGCUGGUCAUCCUUUGGCUCAAAAUGAGAAAUGUCUUCACAUGUUUCUUCAAGAAUCAACUCUCGAUAGAAAUUACGUUCCUGGUAAAAUAAGAAACUCUUGAAGAUAUCAAUCAAAAAGCACAGCACUUCUUCACUUUAAUUCCCACACAAAUCCACAUUUUAAGAUCCUAUCAAGAAAUGGAUGAAUGUAUAAUAUUUAUGAAUAUAUAAUGCUUAUAUUUACAUAAUUACCGAGUGACCUCUCUUUACCGUUGGUUAUCAAUUCUGAUUAUCUUGUAAACGUUAAAUUAAUUGAUUUUAUUAGAAAUUUAAAUUUAUCCUCCGAGUAAGAAAUUUACAUCGUUUACAUUGUCAUGGAAUAUUUAUUAAUCCCUUUGUGUUUAAAUAAUAUAUUUGGAAGCUAAAUCACAAUAAGCAACCAAUUUGAAAAAAGUUUAA